Molecule: messenger RNA, 762 nt
Organism: Penicillium chermesinum
Lineage: Eukaryota; Fungi; Ascomycota; Eurotiomycetes; Eurotiales; Aspergillaceae
Product: SUR7/PalI family protein
Exons: 4
Coding region: 1-762 (253 amino acids)
Biological process (GO): endocytosis; cortical actin cytoskeleton organization; fungal-type cell wall organization
Cellular component (GO): membrane raft; plasma membrane; cell cortex
Source: RefSeq, a predicted model, not a curated record
AUGGCACUAUUCGGCAGAGCAUCAUUGGGCCUGCUCGGCCUGUUCUUCAUGGCCGGAGCUAUUCUCCUGAUGUUCCUCACCCUGCUAGGUGGCACGAGCAACCACAACCCGCUCAAUCAGAUCUACUUCCUGCAAGCCGACACCAGCAGGAUUCCAGGGGCACCUGCUACUUCGCGAUGGACGUUUUGGAACAUCUGUAGCGUGAAGAAUGGUCGCAGCGACUGUGGUGAAGUCCACCCGGAUUUCCCACUCGAUCCGCCCGGAAAGAACAACUUCGAUACCACCCAGGGCGUGCCCGCGGGUUUCAUCGGAACCAAUCACUACUACCUGACGUCCCGAUUCAUGUUCCCCUUCAUCAUAAUCGCUCUGUUCUUCGCUGUUGUCUCUCUGUUCACUGGCCUGUUGUCGAUCUGCACUCGCCUGGGAGGCUAUAUCUCUGGAUUCCUCGCAUGGCUCGCUCUGUGCUUCCAGACUUUGACCACCUGUCUGAUGACCGCCGUCUAUGUCCAAGGUCGUGACCGGUUUAACGCCAACAACCAGAGGGGCAGGCUUGGCGUCAAAGCAUUCGCAUUUAUGUGGACCGCCACCGUAUGUCUGUUCCUCUCUUGUCUGAUGUACUGCCUCGGGGGUGCUCUCGGCCGUAAAGAAACCGGCUACAGUGGCCGCAAGGAGCGUCGCCGCGGUUUCUUCUCCUCAGCCCGCUCGAACAGCGUAAAGAGCCAGAAGCAGGAGCGCACCUACCAGGAGCCCUCUUACGCUUAA